This is a messenger RNA of Lathyrus sativus (Indian pea), 798 nucleotides long. NCBI's taxonomy places the organism in Eukaryota, Viridiplantae, Streptophyta, Magnoliopsida, Fabales, Fabaceae. The record is from the annotation of a GenBank genome assembly.
AUGGAAGAUAGAUAUUCUUUAAGCAUUAUAGAAGAAAUGGAUAAGCUUUGGUUUCACCAAAUCAUUCUUUUCUCACAACCAACAGCAACACCAUUUGUAGCAAAACAUGUUGAAAAACAUGUUCCUAUAUCAGAAUCUUCUUCCUCUUCGUCAUCUAUUCUUUCUUUGAUACCUCUACUCGAUGAAGAAACUUCAACAGAUGAAUCACUUUCUUCAGAGAAACAAGUUUCAAUAAUCUCUUUACCAAUUCAGGAUGGUUCAACUGAAAACAAAGAAGAAAUGAAGGAAAUAUUAAACCAAAUGAGUGAUUUGGAUUGUUCACAUUUAUCAUGUUCAUCGUUACCAACGACUCGAAACCGUCACGGAAACUCGAGGAAAAAGGAUAAACUGCAAAAAACCAUGAGCUGUAAGACACAUGGGGAACUUGAACUUGAUGAAGUGAAGGGUUUUAUGGAUCUUGGUUUUAUAUUCAAGAAGGAAUACAUUAGUCCAAGAAUGAUUAGUGUUGUUCCUGGCUUGCAGAGACUUUGUUCAUUCCAAAAUAACAAACAGAAACACUCAGUGUCGCAAAUAAUAAUGAAUGAUGCAAUAGAAAACCAUGAUGAUAUUGUUGUUGAAGUUUAUGAAGAUGAAAAGAGAGAUAUCACGAGACCAUAUUUAUCAGAGGCAUGGCUUAUAAAGAAGCCUGAUUCACCAUUACUAAGCAUGAAAGUUCCAAAGACUUGUUCAUCUGAUAAUAUGAAGAAACAUCUUAGGUUUUGGGCUAAAACUGUGGCCUCAGAAGUCAAACAAGAAUAA